AUGCAUUUAGAUCGUAUAUUACGUAUUAUAAAUUAUCCAUUAAUUAAAAUGUUAUUAAAUGAUAACGAUGAUAAUAUUGGCUAUAUUGAUAAGAUGAAAAAAUCUGAAUUGAAAAAAUUAAAAUAUAAUGAUGAUAAUGAUGAACAACGACAUUAUCAAAGAUUUCGAAAUGUACAAUUCUUAUUACAAACAUUUAUAUUUAUAUUCUGGUUUAUACGUGGUUUUACUGUUUUAUUUCUUGAUGAUGGUUCAAUAACAGCCACAAUAUUAGGAUCAAUAUUUAAUUUACUUAAAAUUGUUCGUAUAUAUCCAGAAUUGGUUGCAUUUCAUUUUGCAAUCAAAGAUUUUCUAUGUCAUUUUAUUAUCUUUGGUAAUUAUAAACGUUAUCGUUUUUAUCAAUAUAUUAUUGCAUAUUGUCAUCAGAUUUAUAAUCCACAUUUAAAUGAUGAACAAAAUAUUAUUUUACUUAGCGAAAGAAAAUUAUCACCAAAAACAAUAUUCAAUCUUGAUCAAAAAGAAUUAUCAAGAAUAAUUUUAUUUAUUAAACAACGUUUUCAUGGACAUUGUCAUAUUGUUUUUGGUACAUCAAUAUUGGUUGGCUUAACAGGAAUUUAUUUUAUCCUUGUUUCUGUGCAAUAUGGUCAUAUUAUGGUUUUAUGUGGACAAGCAAAAUCAUUUAAAAAUGAAUUACAAAUCAAAAAUCUUAACAGAAGAUUUUUAACACAUCGAUUACGUUCACAUUUAUCCGAUCAAUCGGAUUUAUUUGAUGAAAUUCGUAUGUUAAAUGAAUUUUGGUGUUCAUAUUUAUCGAUUACAAUAACUGUUUAUAUUGUAUUAAGUUGUCUAUCACUUUAUAUUAUAACAUUUACUAAUGUAUUAUUAUCGAUGAAAAUAUUUUUCACCGUUAUAUUUAUACAACCUGUUACAAUAAUAUUAUUAUUAACAAUAACAUCGGCUAAUCUUUGUUUUCAAAUAUUUCGUUUAAAUAAACGUUAUUAUUCAAUACUUGCAAUGCGGCAGAAUAAUUCUGGUGGACGACAAAAUUUGCGAUUAAAAUUUAAGGUAAUGUCAACAUUAGAAUUAAUCAAUAGUAAUACAAUAGGAUUUACAUUGAAUAAUCAAAAAAUAAUUGAUUAUAAAGCAAUUGGAAUGGUCAUUGCAAAUACAACAACAUUAUUCGUUUUGGUUGGACAAAAUCUACGAAACAAUUAAAUUUGGUAAUUGGGAUGCCGAUGAAUUUGAAAACCUGGAUAAAUUUUCCAACACUUUUCCUUUUUUGAUUAAA
Dermatophagoides pteronyssinus (European house dust mite) is the source of this 1285-nucleotide messenger RNA. RefSeq lists its product as uncharacterized. The record is from RefSeq and is a predicted model, not a curated record. Lineage: Eukaryota; Metazoa; Arthropoda; Arachnida; Sarcoptiformes; Pyroglyphidae.